Messenger RNA from Hymenoscyphus albidus, 1089 nucleotides. Lineage: Eukaryota; Fungi; Ascomycota; Leotiomycetes; Helotiales; Helotiaceae. The record is from the annotation of a GenBank genome assembly.
AUGGCUCACCGAAGCCAUACUCCCCUUCAAGUUGGCGAUGCACCAAUGCCAACAGCUGCGCCCGGAGAGAUUGUCGUGAACAAUUCCGCCGUCGCAAUCAAUCCCCUCGAUUGUCAUAUGCAGGACAUUGGAGUUUUUGUUCGGAAAUUCCCUGCUAUCUUUGGAUGUGAGGUAGCUGGGAUCGUCUAUGAAGUAGGUUCGGAUAUACAAGACUUCAAGAAAGGAGAUCGAGUUAUCGGGUAAAUAUCAACAUCUUCAUCUCAAAGAAAUAAUUGGACUGACGGUUGCGUUUUGUAAAAUUGUAGGCAUACCAUUAAUCUCGUCAGCGGUCGUCCUCAAGAUGGCGCCUUUGCUCUGUAUACAGUCAUUCCAGCUAGUAAAGCUGCUAUCCUCCCAGACACGAUCUCGUUUACAGAAGGCGUGGUUGUUCCAUUUGCUCUGGAAGCUGCCGUUUGUGCACUUUCUGUUAAGGAGCCCGGUUUAGCCAUGCCAGGGGUCCCAACACCAGGACUUGGGCUUCCAUAUCCCUCGCUACAGACGGCCAUUUCCACUGGAAAGAUACUCGUCGUUUACGGUGGCUCAGCUGCUACCGGCUUGAUGGUAACUCAAGUAACAACAGCAGCUGGAAUCCAGGUCAUCUCCAUUGCUGGCGCACACAACUUUGACAUCAGCAAAAGAUGUGGAGCUGUUCAAGUCUUUGAUCAUAAAGACUCUUCGCUAGUGAAGAAGGUCGUUGAAGCUGUUCAAAGCUCUGAGCUCGAAUUCAAAGGCAUUUUUGAUGCUAUCUCUUCUCCUGGGACUUACGCACAAGACCUCGCCAUUCUCGCAAAUUUUGGCGGAGGCCACCUCGCUUGCACGCAUCCGCCACCUACUGAAGCUCCGGAAAACGUGAAGGCUGGCAUGAUCUUUGCUGUCAAUGAUGUGGCGACACCUGUCUGGGAAGAAUAUGUUACCCCUGCGUCGGAAAGUGGUAAGUUUCAGUGCCUCCCUCCUCCAACUGUCGUAGGCAAAGGUUUGGAGCACAUUCAAGAGGCCUUGAAAAGAUCAAAGGCCGGUGUUAGUGCGACAAAGAUAGUUGUGGAAUUGUGA